Peronospora matthiolae is the source of this 4047-nucleotide messenger RNA. The record is from the annotation of a GenBank genome assembly. NCBI's taxonomy places the organism in Eukaryota, Oomycota, Peronosporomycetes, Peronosporales, Peronosporaceae.
AUGGAGCUCCGUUUCCGGGGCAAGAAGAGCGCGGAGAGCGCGGACGCUGUCGAUUUCUGGCUCUGCGAAGGUCUUACAAAACGCCGCGUCAAGGGCUCCAAGACGCAGUCGCUCACGUCCGCAGCUGUCCAAUGGGACCUGUCCCAUGUACUCGCUACCAACGAGAUGCACUUUCUGAACGAGUCCACGGGACUUGAAGUGCCCCAAGACGAAGCGAUGGGCGCGUUCGUCGCGGACCGAGAAGUCGUGCGGCUCUGCUCGACCGAGCAGCUCCACGCGUUGCAGGAGAAGUUUGCGACACGCGAUCAAGAAGUGGACGAGGAGAUGAUGCAGUCCAAGGCCAAGACGUCCAUGGGCGCAGCUCUGUCAAAGCUCAAGAAGAUUGGAGCGAAGAACCCGACGUUCAUGAAGCUGCAGAAGACGCUGGACGAACACACGCAUCACCACGGAGCUGCAAAAGCAGAUCGAGUUGAUCCAAUGGACCAGUUUCCAGACGUAGAUCCGAUCUUUGAGAGCGACGAGAUUGAAGAGAUUAGUGCAGAAGAAGGCAAGAAUCCACGGACAUGUGACAUGUGCGAAGUAUCGUGGCCAGACGAUGCGUCCAGCAGUAUGUAUCGGCUAAAGACGAUGGGCAUUGUCACGCAUCACGGAUGCGCACAGUUUACCGCUGACGUGCUCUCUGGACACCCAGAAAUCACAUCACGUGACGCGUUUUUAGCUCUGUCUAAGACUCCCGUGUCUGGAUUGAACAAACCUGGUACUUUUCACAUCACAGUGCAUCGUGCAAUGGAACUACCUGGGAUCCAGCUGAUUGGAACGCAGGCGCCUUAUGCAAGACUGUCGCUGCUCCCUUGGAAGGAACCGAUGCAGACCAAACCGGUUGAAAAUGGCGGCCGGAACCCUGUGUGGGUUAACAGCCACGACAAUGCGAUGCAGUUUUCACACAUGUAUAAUAGUACGAUCACGCCGAUUCCGCUACUGGACGUCGAGGUCUACAACUACAACUACCUUGCUGACGAUCAGAUUGCUUGCACAUUGGUGGACAUGAGUCCGCUGCUCCGGUACCCGAAUAUUGAGGCGAAGAGGUGGUUUACCAUGUCUUCUCGUUCCUUGCUUACACAUAGCACAGGAAAGCCGAAAAUCAUGCUUGCGAUCAAAUUUGUACCAACGGAACGAGAUACAAACUCGUCAAACGCACACAAGUUCCGUGUCCACCAACUCAAAUCCAUUGGGCUCGCCAUACCUGUUUGCGCUGUUUGCAACCGGUCCAUUAUGAAUGCAUUGAAAAAUGUUUGGGGCUACCGAUGUGAGCUUUGUGGAAUUGACGUUCAUAAGGGUUGCAUAAUGAAGGCGGCGGUUCAGUGCGAAUGCGUCGCACAAGAACUAUUAAGCGCUGGGCGGGAGAAACGGGAGCGUCGAGGCGUCACUUUUCGCGUAUUAAACGAUAGUGUGCUACGUCCAGCGGGAGAACUGUUCGUGAACUUCCGUGGCUUGCACUUGUGCACGAAACACUGCCGAGACAAUUUUCACGCGAAAAACAUUUUUGUAGGAGACACGUACUGCCGCCUUAGCUUUGACGGCAUUGUGCACGAAACCAGCCCUGUACUGAAAAGUGCCGAUCCUAUGUAUAUGGAGACUUUGUGCUUCAAGGUCCGGCAUCCAAACUCGGUCUUCCGCAUCGAUGUGAUUGAUUUCAGUACGGAUCAGUGCAUCGGACAAUUUGGUAUAUCCCUCUUCCAGCUGCUCCAGCGUGACGCUGAUAACUUCGUUCGAACAAACCCGAUAUUGGCCAGCUUGCGCGAUCAUCUACGCUACUUGAGCCUGAAUAACGCAAUGAACCAAGCGGCCAUCAACGAUUCGUGGGCGGCACUGCCAAUUCUUACGGACGAAGAACGGUGCAAAUUAUCAUCGCCCCAGGGAUCUAAGCUCCGACCGGGCGAAGAAAUCGGGUUUGCACUUGUUGAUCUCGAAUAUGUGGAGCAUAAAAAGGAUUUGCUUCGUGUACGUGCGAACAAUAGCUCGUAUCUUCUCGAACGUGAGGAAAAAGAGUUUUCCGUCGAGUCAUUGCGGAAUACAGUUGAUCGACUUGGUCGUGCAGUGAAGAUUUUCCAAGGGAUUGAUGCCGAGUAUGCGAGCGUGAUUUCUUGGAAAAACAAGAAAAAAUCCGCAGUGUGCUUUUUUUUGUUCGUGUAUGGAUGUGUAGUUGCUGACUUCGAGUAUGCGCUAUUCUACGUCUUUGGAGCUGUCCUGGUGUACAUGCUGUAUCGACUGCACGUUCGACUCGAGGGUGCCUAUGCUGCACGCUGGAUUGGCUACGAGGAGUAUGAACUCGAACAAGAGGAGCAACAAAAGCUAUAUCGGCCGCUUGCUGACUUGCACGUUGCGGUGCACGAAGCACAUCUUUCUGAUGAGACAGAUAAUCUUCUCAUUGAAUCGCAAGCGCGCACGAAGGAUUUUUCGCUGUCGAAGCUUGGCUACUAUGUCCUGAUCAAGUAUCGACCCAAUGACAAGCAGUGCGGGACGGGGGACAUAGCGCUGAUUCCUUCUGGCUACGAUGAGACAACUGUCGCCUGGACGGAUGUCGUGGGUAGAAGUCAGCAUCCAGUUUGGCGCAAGAAUUCGCUGCUAUCGGCUGGCACCGUACUUGCUGCAAAACUUCGGAAAACGUCACCAUUUCGAAACUUCAACGUGUCGUGGUGCCAUGAUCCUAAGACGUGCACUUGUGGACAAUGCUCUACAUAUCGGCAAAGCUUGGAAGAGACGGUUCCAGCAUCCGCUACCGUCACUAGUUGUGGCGUCGAUCACCACGCUUACUAUUUUCCGAUUCCACAAGCAUCUCGUAAGAACUGUUCUGGACGUGAUGAUUUGGUGCCAUGGACGUCGUUCCCCGGUCUCCUACAAUUUGAUUUGUGCAUUUCCUCUAGUGGGGAAGCAAAAGAAACACCAGACCUGGUUGCUGCAACAACGACGAUUCCUCUCCGAAGUCUUCUGGAGCGGGAUGGCAAUUCGAUUGAGCUACAACUUCCAUUAUCUUCCAUUCCUGUGCCAAAAUCCGAUGAAAAUUUACCAGAUCUUGUAACCGAGAGCGUAGGAAAGCAAGAUGGCGAUUAUUUGGUUGCACGCGUCGGCUUUCAAAUUCCAACAGAAAGCUCGACGUCAUCGAGUGGCAAAGGUUUGCUGAACGAAACGUGUCAACGGGAGACGGGGCUGGUUGAACCAAACGCGGUGCAAAAAAAGCGACUUGACGGUCAUGUGGAGCGUAAUUUUUCUGAAUUUGUGUGUGAAAACAUCGUGCAAAAGGAGAAAUCGAAUGUCAUCGGUGCAAAUCUCUUCGAUGCUUUCUGGAAGGUAAAAGACACUGUCAAACAGCUCCAAACUGAGAUUGGUCGUGCAUGUGGAGCAUUAGCAUGCGCUGAGAAUCUUUUGAAUUGGACGCAUCCGUGGAAAACUGCUACUGCCUUUGCUGUAGUAGCUGCGAUGGCGCUCGUGUUCUCCGUGGUUCGUGGUCGCUGGGCAAUUCUCAUUUUUGGUCUGACAGAAUUCGGUGCUGUGUUUGUGGACGAUGCCCCGGCCAGCAAGCGUGUCAAGAAGAUUCUUUGGAACUACUUGUCUUCGCUUCCUACUGACCAAGACCUAAUCGAGCUGUACGAACCCGAGCGUGCCGUUUACUUAGAAAGGCGCCAAGCACAACUAGAAGAGGAUAAAGAAAUUGCGGCCCGCCUUCGUUACCACGCAUCAUGGAUUGGAACCGUUUCCACUAAAGCAGAGAGCGAUCGUAGCGCAAAGACUUGUUUCCUGGUUUAUCGUCCGUUCCGCUUUUUGCUGUGGAAAAGCGAAGAGGAUGCUGAGGAAGGGUCUCAACCAUAUUUACAGCUGGUGUUCGAUAAGCCACAAGCUAUCACUGACGGUCGCAAUGAAAAAGUGUUUGCAUUUACCGUAUCAGGGGUAAACGGCAACGGAGACGAAGAAACCCGUGUGUUUAUGCUGGAAUCGCUGGAAAGCAAAGAUGCUCUUCUGAAAACAGUUUGUCAGAGCUGCAACAUGUAG